AUGGCAGAUGGAGACUAUGAUCUCUGGGAUACACUGAAUCUUCAGCCCGGAGCAUCGGUUGACGAGGUGCGUGUGGCUUUCCGAGAGCUUUCCCGCCUCUAUCACCCCGACAAGCAUGCUGCUGGGGGCGAAGGCGAGAAUGCAGCUUUUGUAAGGGUGCAUCGAGCCUACCGCAUACUAAGCGACGAAGCGCUUCGUGGCUUCUACGAGAAGUACGGCUUGUCGGGCGUUCGUCUAGCAGAAAAUCUAUCUGAUGACGAGGGCGCAGCACGCGGGGAAGGUCUCAGCGUGCCAGACGACAGGCUGAAGGACCUGGAAGUCCGCGUACAAAGAUUGGUGCGGAAGCACGAGGAACUGCGAGCACAACGGCUUCUAAGCCUAAAUGGCUCCUUUCUACUGUCUGUUGCUGCAACUGCGAAACCCGGUACGCCUUUGAAACGUCGGUUCCGCUUGCAGUACACAGCGCUGUCUCACUCGGUGCAGAUUCAUCUGUCAGAGCGGUUUCGCCUGUCAGUGGGGUGCGCUUCCCAUGUUCAGUCGAGCAGCGGAGCGGGCGCCGCCAAACUCAUGCUUGCGGCAAGCACCACAGUUGCUCCAGGCACCAAUAUACGCGCUUCCUGUAAUGUCACCGGCUCAUCAGCGGAUGCUGAGCUGUCCGUGGUGCGAUCGCUCUCUCCGCAUUGUACAGUUCGGCAGCAAUUGGGUUUUUCGCGAGAUGGGCGGUACCUUGCGCUGAACUUCAGCCCGUGGCUGACCCGAACUCUGCGCGGAGGUCUUACUGGAACAUUUUCCUCCGAUCCCAGCUUAAGCCUCAACUUGGUCAAGACCAGCCUCUCUUGUGGGCACAGUGCCAAGAUGUUUGUUGAACUGCAGCCUGGAGCUGGUGAGCUCGGCUGUACAUUCAAAUACAAGCCUGUCAAAGGCUUCUCCAUGAAGGUUUCGCCUACGCUCUCCCGGCAGGGCGCUGCACUGCAGUUUAUAUGCACAAAGGCCAGCGCAGAUGCCUUGACGAAGCUGCACUGGGCUUUGCACGUUCGGGCCCACGGCCUGGCGCUGCGGCUCACCUUCUACAGGUGCGGUUUGCGCUUUGUGCUGCCACUGGAGUUGUGGUCAGAGGCAUCUGGCCCUGUCCCAGCCACUGAGCUCGGCCUGGCAGUGCUGUUUUGGGCUGCGCCGCCUUUCCUGCUGCGGCUGUUGCACACUGGCAUCGGCUUGGUCUCCAAGCAAAUUUCCAAAGUGUGGGCAGCGCCCAAGAGCAACACGCCGAAGGCGUCCUGCACGGAGGAUGCUCAGCAGGCAGAGAACGGUCAUCAACGGGCGUUCCUAGCGGGUGAGGCAGCACGUCGCCGGAAGGACGAGGAGGACAUCAACGGCCUGGUCAUAUUGGCUGCACAUUAUGGCCCUGGAUCCGCAUUGCAGAAUGGUAUGUCAAACCAGGGUCUCUCACAGGCUCGAGGUGUGAUUGAUGUCACAAAUUGUUUGAUGGCCAAAGUUCGCGACUCCCGCCUUCAGAUCAGUAGCGCGCCAAAGUCGACGCUUCUUGGCUUCGGGCAGUGCCAGGAGGACAGCGCAGAUCCUGUUUUGCACAUCCGCUACAGAUUCGGAGGCAACGUCUUCAGCCGCAGCUUCGGAGAGCGUGAUGUUGCGGAGAUGGGGGAGCAAUUCCGCUGGAAUCCAUCUGCAGAGCGAAUGGGGCAGAUGCUUCUGCAGGCUGUGUACAUGGAGGAUCAGGUUACCUUAGAGCACCUGAUCAAGCAGAAGGCAAACUUGGAAGCAAGAGAUGAGACAGGUGCCACCGCGUUGCACAUUGCAACCACUCGGAACAUGCCAAGCACCGUCUCCUGGCUGCUGCGACACAGAGCCGACUGCUUUGCCAAAGAUGGCGAUGGAUAUCACGCGCUCACCUGGGCGUGUAUCAAGGGCCACCUGCAGAUCGUCAAGAUCUUGCUGGAGGCCCGGGCCAGCAUCGAGGAGGCUGCCAGCUCUAGCGGUAAGACGCCGUUGUCGCUGGCUGCCGAGCGCGGCCACAAGGAAGUGGUGGAGGAGUUGCUGGCAAAGCAGGCUCGUCUCGAUCAGACAAAUACUGAUGGAAGCACGCCCCUUCAUGCAGCUGCGCACCAGUGCGAAGUAGAGAUUGUAGCGCACCUCCUGUCGAGGAAGUCCAUAGUAAACGUGGCAGACAACGAGGGCUGGACCCCGCUGAUGUAUGCCGUGAACUCCCCUACGUCUGCGCGCGACAGUGUGAGGCCGGAGCUCAAUGAGCGAAAGGUUCACAUUGAAGGUGCGAUAGGCAAGAAGUCCACGUUGGAACUGCUGCUGCUCCACAAGGCUGAUGCUAACGUACAGUCAGUGGAGGGUCUGAGCCCCCUGAUCAUCGUCUGCGCAUAUGACCGUCCUCAUGCAGUGAAACAGCUGCUGGAUGCCAAAGCUCAAGUCAAUAUGGCUACUGCGAAAGGCCAGUCUGCCAUGUUGAUGGCCGCAGUGAAUGAUCUGCCGGGAGUGGCUAAAGCUCUCAUCGUGGGCAAUGCGGACGUGAACCAGGCCAAUGGCAAGGGUGAAAGCCCAUUAUCUGUUUCAGAAAAGAACGGCUUCCGAGAGGUUGCCGACCUUCUGAAGAGUGCUGGCGCCUUGCCCCCAAAGGGUGGCAAGAAGAAGGGCCGCAAAUAG
This is a messenger RNA of Symbiodinium pilosum, 2667 nucleotides long. The record is from the annotation of a GenBank genome assembly. Lineage: Eukaryota; Dinophyceae; Suessiales; Symbiodiniaceae.